Bemisia tabaci is the source of this 1923-nucleotide messenger RNA. RefSeq lists its product as uncharacterized. Lineage: Eukaryota; Metazoa; Arthropoda; Insecta; Hemiptera; Aleyrodidae. The record is from RefSeq and is a predicted model, not a curated record.
AAUUCGCUGGCUUCAACGUUUCUUCUUCACUGUUGUUCGUGCAUCUCCGUCUCAACAUGUUCAUCAAGUUCGUGGUAUCUCUCUGUGUUGCUGCAGUCUUAGCCAAUGUGUCUACGGCGGUGCGGAUAACGGUGAAGAACAACUGCCGGUGGCCGCUGUGGCCGGCGACUCAGACGGGUGGCGGUGGCGCCCAGCUGAGCACGACGGGCUUCAUGCUCGGGCCGGGGGCGUCGCGGGACCUGGAGGUGCCGAGCAAGUGGACGGCCGGCCGGAUCUGGGCGCGGACCCAGUGCGACCACCCCUCGGGCCGCUGCGUCACCGGCGACUGCGGCUCCGGCGCCGGCAACUGCAACGGCCGCACCGGCGCCCCGCCGGCCACCCUCGCCGAGUUCACCCUCAACGAUAAUGGCAAGGACUGGUACGACGUGAGCAACGUGGACGGCUCGAACGUGCCGAUGUCGAUCAGCCCCCAGGGCGGGAGCGGGCCCAAGUGCCGGCACAUCGACUGCAAGUUCGACAUGAACCGGGCCUGCCCCAACGAGCUGGCCGUCCGCACCCCGGACGGCGUCGUCGGCUGCAAGAGCGGCUGCGAGGCCUUCCGCAAGCCGGAGCUCUGCUGCUCCGGCGACAACCACAACACCAGGGAGAAGUGUCCGCCGUCCAACUGGUCCCGCCUCUUCAAGGACAAGUGCCCGGACGCCUACAGCUACGCCUACGACGACCCUACCAGUCUUUUCGACUGCUACGGAGCCCCUAACUACGUCGUCACCUUCUGCCCGUGAGCUUUAGGCCGGAGGAAAGUGGCGUAGCUAUCACGGCUGUCGCCCUCACGUUGCGCGGGGGUGGGGUGGGGGGUUGGGGGCGCAGCCAGAGGCAAAAAGAGACCCUCUACUAACCUCUUGGCGAUAGGUGGAAACUUUCCCUUUCAGGCAUUCAACAUUCCUUACGGACAAUUAUUAAACAGGGUGUCCCACUAACCUCUUGACGAUAGGUGGAAACUUUUACUUUCAGGGAUUCAACACUCCUUAUGGACAAUUAUACAGGGUGUCCCAAAAGUCCCUCCCACUCGCUCUUAAAUUUUAGUUACUUCAUAUUUGGGAACGAAAUUUUCGAGAUGUUCAUAGAUCAAUGUUAACUACUUUCUCCCCCUUCCAUCCCUCCACGGGGAGGGGCUACGGAGUACUACGGACCCAACUUAAUUGCAGGGGUGCGGAAACUUCCUGACCUGGCAAUUCCUGACAUGGUGGAACCUCCUCGAGAACGGGUAGAAUGGAGGACCCCGUCAAAUGUUUCGAAAUUUUAGAUUUCACGGUGAUAUAGAGAUGAUGACAAAGUCGAAUUUUUUGGGACAAGGGUUUCUCAUCAUUAUCAUUUUAUCUUCUGGCCUAAGGGGGAAUUGAUCACGAAUUGGGCUAAAAUAUUGGGGAGGGCUUUGAACUACCUGCACCCGUGAAAAAUUGUUAACUUAUUUUUCGAAAUUUUUAAAGAGAAAGACUGGUUUUAGGGUGGCCACAGAUGACAGAAAACCUGGACAAGUAGGGAAAAUAAAAUUCGUCAACUACGCUAAGAGUCAGAAGGAAGUGGACAAGUUGGAAAUCAUACUCUUUAAAUGAAACCCACCCCAUCCAGUUCAUGCUACAUGUUUAAGCUGAAAGGCCUUUAGGGUGCUAUCUCAUUUCCGCACCGUCGUAAUUAUUCCUCGUUUAUUGGAAAAUGAUUUUCUAUAAUCUCAAAUGAAUCAAUAAGUGCUUUGCAAGUAAAACUGGCGUCGCAAUUUGAUUUUAAUCAAUUCACUGCUUGUCAACUUAGUCGUUGCUCAGAAAUUUUAUACAGCAAAAUCAAAGUCAGUGAUUGUAAUAACUCUCAUUCUCGCUACAUUGAAUUUCUCCAUUUAAAAACAUUAAAUCUUCCAUGUCCAAAUUA